UAAAUAAAUAAAUAAAUAGUUUUACUGUUUUGAGGGGAUUUUUUCCCAGAUUAUUAAAUAUAAGCUUGUUUAUAACAGCUAACUACGUGCUCACUGGUUUUUAAUGAGCUGUUCACAGUUUAUAAAGCGGUUAUAAUGUUUCUUGUUCAGAAAAUGUCGCCAAAUGAAUAAUUAACGACGAACUGAGUGGAUCAAUAGYAGAAAUCAGCUGAACCCGUUCACCCAGCCCUCCUCCCCUCGCCCUUCCAGCUGCGGCCGCUCUGCGCAUGCGCCUYGCUCCUCCCGGAGUUUCGGCCUGUUCCGCCGCCGCUCGGUCAUUUUCGCCUCUUUGUUACACUGAUAGUGGAUUUAACUCGGAUUCAACCCAAACAUCCAGCGGACCGCGCGGCUCUCCGAACAGGCUUUGAUGAGAGGCUCUCCACGAUGAGCAGCUAACGCUGUCGGACACACGACCAGAAGUGACGUGGCUGCUGCUCCACCCACAGUCCACGCAUGGCGGUUUUAGGGAACCCCGACAUGCUGACGAGGAAGAUCAAGCUGUGUCACAUCAAUGCCCACAUCACGUGCCGGCUGUGCGAGGGCUACCUGAUCGACGCCACCACCGUCACCGAGUGCUUACACACCUCCAUGACAGAACAAUGCAGGACAUCGUCUACAAACUGGUACCGGGACUUCAAGAGGCGGAGAUAAAGAAGCAGAGGGAAUUCUACCAGAAGUUGGGCAUGGAGGUUCCCGGGGACAUAAAGGGAGAACUGUGCAACAUGAAGACGCAUCUAGAGCAACGAAACGCUCCUGCUUCAUUACAGACCCAAGAUGGACCUGCUGUAGCUACAAACGGACACGAUGGUUGUUUUAUUCUGAUUCCUUUCUGUCGGCUCGAAGGAGGCGGACUGCGCCGAAACGUAACGUUUAUCGAGGUUUUUUUAUUUUUAAUUUUUAAAUUUCUUUUUAUUUAUGCAAAGACUAUCAACCAACACCAAGCAAACAUGARACGGUCAACAAAAAGCCAGCAAAUCAUUAUCUAACAGGAGAAAAACUGGCACCUCGCCCUCCCCCUCGCCACAGCACAGAAACUGCAACGCAACAGAAACAACCAUUUUUUGUGUCCGCUACAUCCUACAUAUGUGAACAAAAACAGAAAAAAGAAACAAAAAAACUGAGAGAAAUCAUAUAUUUAUACUUUUGUACAGAAGAGACAUGAAUUAAGACACUACUGGUGCUCUGUUUACACACAAACAAGAUGUCGGGAGUCAUCUGAACAUGUUUUUGAGCUUCAUCCUCCUCCGACGACGACGAUGACGACGGGAGACGAGGAAUGUCUUUUUAUAGAAAUAAACCUUUUUUUUCACACUCGACACGUCCAAGGAGCACAGAAAGUUUAUGGAAAAGUUCUUUAACAAGCAUCAAGUUCAAACUGUUCAAUGAUUUGUCUCGAUUUUUUUUAAUUUUUUUAUUUCUUUUAUUUUGAUUUGCUGUCAGAUUCCUGAUGAUUGUGUUAAUAGKCUUUUUUGUGUAGUAAUUUAUGUUCUAAAUACCAAUAUUGUACAUAAAAUGACAUAAGAGAGAGAUUGAAGAGAGACUUUAGACUGUUAAAAUAAACAGAGUGGAUCCCUGAA
Messenger RNA from Austrofundulus limnaeus, 1616 nucleotides. RefSeq names its product polycomb group ring finger 3 (gene pcgf3). The record is from RefSeq and is a predicted model, not a curated record. NCBI's taxonomy places the organism in Eukaryota, Metazoa, Chordata, Actinopteri, Cyprinodontiformes, Rivulidae.